AUGUCUUCCACGCCUAGGGUCAUUGGCCACAGAGGCUUCAGACUGAUGUUUCCGGAAAACACGCUAUUAGCAUUCAACGAAGCCAUCAAGAGCGGCUCCACGCUCAUCGAGACCGAUGUCCAGAUGUCGAAGGACGGCGUGAUUGUCAUAUCCCACGACCACCAGACCAACAGAAGCUUUGGCGAGCCAUUGAUCAUCCAGGAUGUCAACUACGCCGAGUCUUUACUGGCGCUCAAGACAGUGGCAGAACCGCGCGAGUCGAUUCUCACCUUUGCCAGAUUGUUGCAAUGGGCCAUCAAGAAGCAUGAGGACAACGUGCCUGUCAAGUUCAUGUUGGAUAUCAAGCCGGUCAACAACCCCAAGAUCGUCUCUGUGAUUCUUGAGAACCUCGCAAAGACCGGCAAGUCGUUGGACUAUUGGCACGACAAGAUCAUUUUCGGCUUCUGGACCGAGCCGUACCUCCGCUAUGCCCACGAACACCACGCCGAAGACUUGGCUCUGUUUGAGAAGUUGAUCAUCUCUGUCUCCCCUGCGAUUGUCGCUGACUUGCUCGAGGUAGUGGAUACGCUUCCUAUGGUUGGCAGAACCAAGUUCAAAAUUGAUUCCGUCUCAUUGUUGUUCAUAAGCACCUGUGGCCCGCAAUUUCCUGGCUACUUCCGCGAGUACAAGAGACGUGGUAUCAACUUGUACACCUGGACGGUCAACGCCGCCGAAGAUGCCUCUUGGUCGUGCAGGUUGGGUGUUUCUGGCAUAAUCACCGAUAACGUGGACGCCAUCAGAGACGCGGUCCAAAGCGGAAAAAUGCGGGAGCCGGUACAGGACAACGUCUUGGAGCCGUACCUCUUUCCAUCAUUACUCACAAGCCAGGGAGUUCGGAAAUACGGCAGAUUCUGUACCUUCAAGGUGUUUGAGAGCAUCAAGUACUAUAAUCUUUCCGGUGUCGGUGUGGGACCGUACAAUAUUGGGGCCGCCAUUCAUGGGGUUUCGCGUGCUUUUGGUGUGAUUUAA
Messenger RNA from Babjeviella inositovora NRRL Y-12698, 1008 nucleotides. Its product is annotated as phosphatidylglycerol phospholipase. The record is from RefSeq and is a predicted model, not a curated record. Gene Ontology annotation, molecular function: phosphoric diester hydrolase activity. The transcript has a single exon. The coding region runs from base 1 to 1008 and encodes 335 amino acids. Gene Ontology annotation, biological process: lipid metabolic process. NCBI's taxonomy places the organism in Eukaryota, Fungi, Ascomycota, Pichiomycetes, Serinales.